Messenger RNA from Hipposideros armiger (great roundleaf bat), 852 nucleotides. Its product is annotated as olfactory receptor 8B12-like. Gene Ontology annotation, biological process: G protein-coupled receptor signaling pathway. Gene Ontology annotation, molecular function: olfactory receptor activity; G protein-coupled receptor activity. Bases 1 to 852 code for a protein of 283 amino acids. NCBI's taxonomy places the organism in Eukaryota, Metazoa, Chordata, Mammalia, Chiroptera, Hipposideridae. The transcript has a single exon. Gene Ontology annotation, cellular component: membrane. The record is from RefSeq and is a predicted model, not a curated record.
AUGGCUGCAGAUAACACCUCCUCUGUGACAGAGUUUACCCUUGUAGGCUUAACGGGCCAGCCAGGACUGCAGAUUCCCCUCUUCUUCCUGUUUCUAGUUUUCUACCUGCUCACUGUGGUGGGAAACCUGGGCUUGAUAACCCUGAUUGGACUGAACUCUCACCUUCACAUUCCCAUGUACUUUUUCCUCUUCAACUUGUCCUUCAUAGAUUUUAGUUUCUCUACUGCCAUCACCCCCAAAAUGCUGAUGAGUUUUAUCUCAAAGAAGAACAUCAUCUCCUAUGAAGGGUGUAUGACUCAGCUCUUUUUCUUCUGCUUCUUUGUCUUUUCUGAAUCCUUCAUCCUGUCAGCCAUGGCAUAUGACCGCUAUGUUGCCAUCUGUAAGCCACUGGUGUAUACUGUCACCAUGUCUCCUCAGGUGUGUUUACUGCUUUUGUUGGGUGUGGAUGUGAUGGGGGUUUUGGGGGCUACAGCUCAUACUGGAAAUAUAGUGUUUCUGACCUUUUGUGCCAACAACCUUGUCAAUCAUUAUAUGUGUGACAUCCUUCCCCUGCUUGAGCUCUCCUGCAACAGCUCUUACAUCAAUUUGCUGGUGGUCUUUAUUGUUGUGACCAUUGGCAUUGGGGUGCCUAUUGUUGCCAUUUUUAUCUCUUAUGGUUUCAUUCUUUCCAGCAUUUUCCACAUUAGCUCCACUGAAGGCAGGUCCAAAGCCUUCNUCUCUCUCUCUCUCUCUCUCUCUCUCUCUGUCUCUCUCUGGCCCCGGCCUUGGAUGAAUAAAGAGUUGUUGCUGCAUUUAUACACAGUCUGCCUCGUGCCUUUUUUCUGGGCAUCUCACCACCCAGACAAUCCCUGA